AGUAUACAAACGUAAUAAUAAUACAUAAAAUCUAAACAAAUGUGCCUGUGUUAAAAAAAGAAAGCAAAUAAAGAAGCAAAGCAUUCAAAAAGCAGAAGCUUCCGAAUAAAUGUAAAAGUGCAAAACAUAUAAAAACCCCAGAAAUAACUACCCAAAACUCAAACCAAGAACUGGAAAGUAAAAGAGGGACUCCACACCGGCAGCUACAGUAGAGCUCCCCUAAAGAAGAAGCAGGUGAAGCGGCGGAGAGGGACGUCGGUUUGAGUGUUGCGCCCCCAUUUGUUGUUUCUACUCCAAAAGUGGCACAAAUCGGGUUAGACGUCGCUCCCAGAGCAUUAAUGGCUCAGCCCAGGUAUGACGAUGGCCUACACGGCUACGGCAUGGACUCCGGAGCCGCCGCAGCGGCCAUGUACGAUCCACACGCCGGUCACCGGCCGCCAGGCCUGCAGGGCCUCCCCUCGCACCACUCUCCGCACAUGACGCACGCAGCGGCGGCGGCGGCCACAGUGGGCAUGCACGGCUACCAUUCGGGGGCCGGGGGUCAUGGAACACCUAGUCAUGUAUCGCCGGUCGGUAAUCACCUAAUGGGCGCUAUCCCUGAAGUACACAAACGUGAUAAGGAUGCGAUUUAUGAACAUCCGCUAUUCCCGCUUUUGGCGCUGAUCUUUGAGAAGUGCGAAUUGGCCACAUGUACGCCGAGGGAGCCCGGGGUGCAAGGUGGCGAUGUCUGUUCGUCGGAAUCGUUCAACGAGGAUAUUGCAAUGUUCAGUAAACAGAUAAGAUCACAGAAACCCUAUUAUACCGCAGAUCCCGAAGUCGACUCACUGAUGGUGCAAGCAAUACAAGUACUUCGGUUUCACCUUUUAGAAUUAGAAAAAGUACACGAAUUAUGCGAUAACUUCUGUCAUCGGUAUAUAUCGUGUUUAAAGGGUAAAAUGCCAAUAGAUUUAGUGAUCGACGAACGGGACACCACCAAACCACCGGAGUUGGGAUCGGCGAACGGAGAAGGGCGCAGCAAUGCCGACUCCACAUCGCACACCGAUGGAGCUAGUACACCAGACGUUCGGCCGCCGAGCUCAUCGCUGUCCUACGGCGGCGCAAUGAACGAUGACGCCCGAUCGCCGGGCGCUGGUAGUACUCCCGGUCCACUGUCACAGCAGCCACCUGCCCUAGAUACAUCAGACCCUGAUGGUAAGUUCUUAUCAUCACUCAAUCCUUCAGAACUAACAUAUGAUGGACGAUGGUGUCGAAGAGAAUGGUCCUCACCUGCCGAUGCUCGCAAUGCGGACGCCUCCCGGCGAUUGUAUUCCUCAGUCUUCCUCGGUAGUCCUGACAACUUCGGAACGAGUGCAAGCGGUGAUGCCAGCAAUGCCAGCAUAGGAAGUGGCGAGGGCACCGGCGAGGAGGACGACGAUGCGAGCGGCAAAAAGAACCAAAAGAAACGUGGCAUUUUCCCAAAAGUAGCAACCAACAUAUUGAGAGCGUGGCUGUUUCAGCAUUUAACGCAUCCCUACCCAUCCGAGGACCAGAAGAAACAAUUGGCCCAGGACACCGGCCUAACGAUAUUGCAAGUGAAUAAUUGGUUCAUCAAUGCGCGGCGGAGAAUCGUCCAGCCAAUGAUCGAUCAAUCGAACCGAGCAGUCUAUACACCGCAUCCAGGUCCCUCCGGAUAUGGCCACGACGCCAUGGGCUACAUGAUGGACAGCCAGGCGCAUAUGAUGCACCGUCCGCCCGGAGAUCCGGGCUUCCACCAGGGCUAUCCGCACUACCCGCCCGCCGAGUACUACGGCCAGCACUUGUAAUCCUCGUAAUCCGGCCCACAACCGGAAACGGAACCAGAAAGCUCUCCGGAAGCGAUCAAGCCAAAAUCAUAGCUUAAAUUUUUACCACCACCACCACCAACCAACUGGAGGAGAAGGAGCUGAAUCACGAGGAGCAGGAGCAGCAGCAGGAGCAGGAGCAGCAGUAGGAGCAGGAGCAGGGGCAGUCCGAUCCAAUCCCAAAACUAGCAUACCGCGUGGCAAUAUCAGUCAAGUAAUAGCAAACAAAAAACACAAGCAAAGAACAACCGUAAAAUCUAUAAAAUGAUAUUAGCUAAGCAACAACAACAACAACAACGGCAGAACCCAAAACAACCAUAGCAACAAUAG
Molecule: messenger RNA, 2150 nt
Organism: Drosophila elegans
Lineage: Eukaryota; Metazoa; Arthropoda; Insecta; Diptera; Drosophilidae
Gene: hth
Product: homeobox protein homothorax
Exons: 14
Coding region: 339-1802 (487 amino acids)
Biological process (GO): embryonic pattern specification; eye development; animal organ morphogenesis
Molecular function (GO): DNA-binding transcription activator activity, RNA polymerase II-specific; RNA polymerase II cis-regulatory region sequence-specific DNA binding
Source: RefSeq, a predicted model, not a curated record